CUGCAAGAAAAGACGAGAGCUCAAAUGUGUCAGGACAGCAAACUGAACUUUCUCUGAAAACGCCAAGUGGUGUUCUGUGGAUUUCAUGGCUCUCCUCACCAACAUAGCCAUCCUGAUGGUGCUCGCUUGUAUUUCCCAUCAGAUGAUGUUGGGCAGCUGUCAGAGGAGCCAAGGACGUAGAGGACGGGGGGACAGAGGACAUCGCAAGGAAAGAUCAGGACUGAGUCGGGUGAAACCUGUUGGAGACAAACUGGUCACAAAAGAUGGUUCACAUUGCACCUGGUCUGCAACAGAAAAUGAUCCAUUGUUCCUCUUCGUCACUUGCAAAACAGGGGAAACCAGCUUCAUCUGUAGAUAUACGGGCAGACCAGCUCUUUGUCCCCAAUAUACAUCCAACACUUUACUCUACUGGAAGCAGAUUACCAGGGCUCUGAAGAAGCAAAACAGCCUGUGUCAUAAUGAAAAGUUAUUGGUGAGGGCAGGCGUGUGCAGACAAGCCCCCAGAGAGGCUCACUUCAGACUCGUAGUUGUGCAGAAGACGGUGACUGCCUCGCCUCACAUUCCAGCAGCUCCAGACACAAACGCCAAAUCCUGCCUGUCUAAGAACAAGAAACUGGCCAAAGAGUUCUGCAGUGAUUCCUGGUCUAGUGUUUGCACAUUUUUUUCCACCAUGGUGAACAAUUAUGAUUGCUGAGAGAGAAACAAGCUUGGCUUGUGUGAUCACUUCAAAACAUACUGUAUUUAAGUGUAUACUUCAUGUAGCUAGUGGUCUUGUAAAGCGAUUAUAAGAGACUCAACUUGUAAAGUGAUAGUCACUGCAUACUGGAAAUAAAAUCACACUCUUUAUUCUACUUGCAUAAAAAUAUGUAUUUAUAUGGUAGAAACUAAAAUGUUAUGUGAACAUUAAAGUAUUUCCA
This is a messenger RNA of Poeciliopsis prolifica (blackstripe livebearer), 917 nucleotides long. RefSeq names its product fibroblast growth factor-binding protein 1-like. Lineage: Eukaryota; Metazoa; Chordata; Actinopteri; Cyprinodontiformes; Poeciliidae. The coding region runs from base 86 to 694 and encodes 202 amino acids. The transcript has 2 exons. The record is from RefSeq and is a predicted model, not a curated record. Gene Ontology annotation, biological process: cell-cell signaling. Gene Ontology annotation, molecular function: growth factor binding.